AUGAGUAAAAGUGACCCUAGUUUACGUACAAAACGAGCUUAUUCUUUAGCAGCUCAGCUAAAAAAUAUUGGACCAACAAGUAACGCAAAAACUAAAUUUAUUCUUGAAUCAACACCGUUUGAUAAUGAAGAUGAAACACCACCAUCAGGUGAUUGGAUUAUAACUGGUCGACUAUUACCAAAUUGUGAUAUUUAUAAAGACGGCUCCAUUCGAAUUCAAUUAAUAAUAGGACCAGAAUAUCCAUUUAAAGCACCAAAAGUAUUAAUAAGAAGUCCAAUAUAUCAUCCUAAUAUUGAUCGAAAUGUCUGUCUUGAACUCUUGAGUAAUAUUACAUCAUGGACACCAACAACAAGUUUUAUUUCUAUUAUUGAGGAAGUAACCAAAAUUAUCGAUGAACCUAGUAAUGAUAAUAUUAAACAUCCUGAAGCGGCUAGUUUAUUUAACACUAAUAGAAAAGAGUAUGAACGUAUUGCAUCAGAAACGUUUAAAAAGCAUUUUUUACCACGAAAUUAA
Molecule: messenger RNA, 513 nt
Organism: Rotaria sp. Silwood1
Lineage: Eukaryota; Metazoa; Rotifera; Eurotatoria; Philodinida; Philodinidae
Source: the annotation of a GenBank genome assembly